AUGGCUCACCAUUGCUCAAACAAGGCCCUAGGUUGUUACCUAUUAAUUUUCAUUUGUGUGUCUCUUUCUUCAACCUAUUCUUGUGCCCAUCUUGGUCCUCAAUUCAUCCAUUCUGAACCAAUUGACCCAACAAAAAUAUAUCCAGACUCUGAUGCUUAUGCACCGGCACCUGAAGUUGAAGAUGACGCACAAAUAGCCCCAGCACCCCAAAUUGGUGCCUUUCCACCAUCUAUAGAAUUAGAAAAUGACGAAUCCUUAGCUCCACCACCAACUAGCAACACAAAUGAAAGGCUAAAAAAGGCCUAUGUUGCUUUCCAAGCAUGGAAAAAGGCUAUUCACUCUGACCCUUUCAACAUAACCGGCAAUUGGGUUGGUCAAGAUGUUUGCUCUUACAAUGGUGUGUAUUGUGCUCCUGCCCUUGAUGAUCCCACCUUGAAUGUGGUUGCUGGUAUUGAUCUUAACAAUGCAGACAUUGCUGGGAGCCUUCCAAAAGAGUUAGAACACUUGAAAGAUAUUGCACUUUUCCACAUUAACUCCAAUAGAUUUUGUGGUGUUAUCCCAAAGAGCUUGGAGAAUCUCACACUUAUGCAUGAGUAUGAUAUCAGCAACAAUCGCUUUGUUGGUGGCUUUCCUUCUGUGGUCCUCACAUGGCCAAACUUGAAGUACUUGGACAUUAGAUUCAAUGACUUUGAAGGACCCUUACCUCCAGAAUUAUUUGAGAAGGAUCUUGAUGCAAUAUUUUUGAACAAUAACCGUUUCACAUCCACCAUCCCAGACACUCUAGGAAAAUCCAAUGCCUCUGUGGUGACUUUUGCCAACAACAAAUUCAAAGGUUGCAUUCCCAAGUCUUUUGGGAACAUGAAGAAGGUGAAUGAGAUUGUGUUCAUAGGCAACAAACUUGGAGGAUGCUUCCCACAAGAGAUUGGAAUGUUGGAAAGUCUGACGGUUUUGGAUUUCAGUGAUAAUGAAUUUGUAGGGACUCUUCCUAACUUGUCAAGGUCGAAGAAUAUUGAGGUCAUAGACAUUUCACACAACAAGCUUAGUGGAUAUGUGUCUAACACUGUUUGCCAACUUCCUUCAUUGAAGAACUUCACAUUCUCUCACAACUACUUCAACAGAGAAGCUCAAAGUUGUGUGCCUUCUUCCAAUUCCUUGGUGGCUUUGGAUGACUCGAGCAAUUGUUUGUCAGGAAGGAAAAAUCAAAAGUCAUCCAAGAAGUGUUUGUCAGUGCUGACUCGCCCUGUGGAUUGCAACAAGCAUUGUGGUGGAGGCAAAGGGAAUAGCUCUAGUCCUAGCCAUAGCCAUGCACCCUCAUCACCAAAGCCAACUCCAUCUCCUAAACCGGAGACACCAAAAGCUGAGCCACCCCCAGUUCACUCUCCUCCUCCACCUAUUCAUUCCCCACCACCUCCACCGGUCCAAUCCCCCCCACCCCCAGUUUUCUCUCCACCACCGCCAGUUUAUUCCCCACCACCACCAAUUUUCUCUCCACCACCUCCAGUCUAUUCCCCACCACCACCUCCAGUUCAAUCCCCACCAACACCAGUUUACUCUCCACCACCUCCAAUUUAUUCCCCACCACCACCUCCAGUCUAUUCCCCACCACCGCCAGUUUUCUCUCCUCCACCACCUCCUCCAGUUCAAUCCCCACCACCACCCGUUUUCUCUCCACCUCCUCCUAUCUAUUCCCCACCACCACCAGUUUCCUCUCCACCUCCCCCAGAUCAUUCCCCACCACCACCAAUCUCCUCUCCACCUCCCCCAGUUCAUUCACCCCCUCCACCACCAAUUUUCUCUCCACCUCCCCCAGUUCAUUCUCCACCACCCCCGCCACCGCCAGUUUCCUCUCCUCCUCCCCCGGUUCAUUCCCCACCACCACCAGUCUACUCUCCUCCACCACCAACAUUGGAUGAUGGCUUCCUUCCACCACACUUUGGCUCUUCGUACAGGUCACCUCCUCCACCUACAAUUGCUGGCUACUAA
Molecule: messenger RNA, 1983 nt
Organism: Sphenostylis stenocarpa
Lineage: Eukaryota; Viridiplantae; Streptophyta; Magnoliopsida; Fabales; Fabaceae
Source: the annotation of a GenBank genome assembly